GCAUGGCAGGUGCAAGAAUGAGCUUCUCACAUGUUACAUCUCAUUUUGUGCCUCUAUUUUUGCUCCUUGUUCAUCUCCCAAGGGCACAUAGCAGCACAAAUCAAUCUACACAAGUUGAUGUAGGUAUUAUCAUGGGUCUUGGCUCAAUGGUGGGAAAGGCAAGCCAAACCAGCAUAAAAUUAGCCAUUGAAGACUUUUACAGUCACCAUGAAAACUCUACCACAAGACUCGCCCUCCACUGGAUAGACUCGGAAUUACAUGUCUUCAAUGCAGGGAUGCAAGCUCUGGACCUGGUGAAGAACAAGGGGGUGCAAGCUAUAAUUGGGCCACAAACAUCAACUGGAGCAAAGUUCUUAGCAAACCUAGGGACCAAAACAAAGGUACCCAUUCUUUCUUUCUCUGCAACCUCUUCUUUCAUCUCCUCAACCCGAACCCCUUAUUUCAUUAGAGCCACUCUCAACGACUCAACCCAAGCCAAACCCAUUGCCUCUCUCUUCCAAGCCUACAACUGGAGACAAGCCAUAGCCAUAUAUGAAGAUACGGAGUAUGGAACCGGCCUUAUACCAUUCUUGACUGACGCUUUCCAAGAAAUCGGUUCUCGAAUUGAAGAUAGAACCAUCCUUUCCAUCUCGGCUUCUGACGAAUUCAUCGUCAAAAAGCUCUACAAACUAAAGCAUAUGCAAACUCGUGUAUUUGUCGUCCACAUGAAUCCCCAAUUUGCCUCUCGAUUAUUUCGAAAGGCCCUGCAACUCGACAUGAUGAGCAAAGAGUAUGCUUGGAUUAUAACCGAUGAGCUUGCUAGCUUUUUAAACUGUAUGGAUCCUUUGGCCUUAGCCUCAAUGCAAGGGGUUUUAGGUGUGAAAUCGUAUAUCACAGAAUCAAAGGCCUUAGCCAAUUUAUCAGCAAGGUGGAAAGAAAUAUAUAAAAAAGAGUUUCCCAAUGAAAAAGCUGAAGAAAUUCCAACCAUUAGCACUGUUGCAUUAAGGGCCUAUGAUGCAGCUUGGGCGCUAGCACUAGCAAUAGAGAAUUCAGGCCAAUUUCGCCACCCGACUCACAAAAAAUUCACGCAAAAUUCACCGAAUUUCACAGUCCCUAGAAAAUCACUAUCAGGUCCAAAACUAUUGAGAUCAAUCUUGAAAACCAAAUUCUCCGGUUAUAGCGGCCAUAUCCAAUUCAUCAAAGGUGAGCUUCAAGCUUCAGCAUUUCAAAUUGUUAACAUCGUAGAGGAUGGGGUAAAGGAGAUUGGAUUUUGGACAGCAAGAAAUGGCCUAUCAAGGAGACUGAAACAUGAAAAACAAAACUACUCCGCUAGAUCAUCAGAUCUAGGGCGAGUGGUUUGGCCGGGGGGAUCGAUGGUGGAGCCGAGAGGAUGGGUAGUGUCACCUAAGGGUGUUAAGUUGCGCAUAGGGGUGCCGAGGAAGAAGUACGGGUCAGGGGUUGCUGGGUUCUCAAGAGAAGUUUUUUUGGCUGUGAUUAAUGCAUUGCCAUACUCUUUCGCGUACAAGUUGGUUGCCUUUGAGAAGGGUGAAGGAGCGAAUGCCCGUACGUAUGACGAUCUGAUUUACCAGGUUUAUCUCAAGAAUUUUGAUGCAGUGGUGGGGGACGUAACAAUCCGGGCCAACAGAUCAAACUACGUCGACUUUACGAUACCAUAUUUGAAUUCAGGCGUUGCAAUGGUGGUUCCGGUGAAGAAGGACGACAAGACUAAGGAUGCUUGGGUGUUCUUGAAGCCCUUAACUUGGCGGUUGUGGGUGAUGAGUGGUCUAUCUUUCGUGCUUACUGGUUUCGUAGUUUGGGCAUUGGAGCAUCGAUCAAACAAAGAUUUCAGAGGCACCAAGACACAUCAGUUGGGAGUUGUACUCUCGUUUUCCUUCUCCACAAUGUUCUUUGCUCACAAGGAAACAGUGGCCAGUAAUUUGGGACGAUUUGUUGUUACCAUAUGGCUUUUUGUGGUACUGAUUCUCAACUCAAGUUACACAGCAAGCUUAACCUCCAUGCUUACUGUUCAACAACUACAACCAACUGUGACAAACAUUGAUACCCUGAUAAAAAAUGGAGACUACAUUGGAUGCCAGCCGAGAUCCUUCAUAAGAGAGCUUUUAAAACGGUUACAUGUGAAUGAAUCAAAACUUAAGACUUACGACAAUUUCGACGAGUAUGCAGAGGCCUUGUCCAAAGGAAGCCAAAAUGGAGGGAUCUCUGCCUAUUUUGAGGAGGUCCCUUAUAUCAAGCUUUUCCUCUCCAAUUAUUGCGAUAGAUUCACCAUGGUCGGACCUACUUACCGGACCGCCGGUUUUGGCUUUGUGUUUCCCAAAGGCUCCCCUUUGGUCUCUGAUGUAUCCAAGGCAAUACUUGAAGUAGUGGAAGGGAAUAAAAUGCUGACACUGAAUAAAUUGUGGCUCCAUAAUGAAACCUCGUGUCGCAUCAUGCGAGAAGAAUGGGACUCAAAGAGUUCGAAUGGCCUAUCUAUUAAUAACUUCAAGGGCCUAUUUCUCAUCACAGGUUUAGCUUCUGCAAUGGCCCUUUUAACAGUCUUCGUUAGGUUUCUCAAUAAGCAUUUGAAGAGACAGAGAAAUAGCCUCUUCUGGGAAGGGUUUCUAGCGAAGGCUCAUUUCAAUUUGCAGCACUCCAAUGAGCCUACAUUCAAGAGAAGGGAGCAAAGAGAUGGAGAGGUAGAGAACAAAGUGGAGAGUGAUACCCUAACUGUUGUACAAGGUGAAGUUAGGAACCAUAUGGAAAACAAAAUUCCAAAUUAAUUGAAGGGAGAUCCCACACAGCAAAAUUUUGGAGUGAUCGAAUUUCACAUGUUGCUAAUGAUCAUAGAACUUUUUUAAGUUUUUAUUUAGGAGGAAUCAUUGUACAUUUAAAUCAGUGCCUAUGUAUACUAUUGGAAAUAACAUUAGGGAAAAUUGAAUGUUCAUGGAAAGCCAGCAUGACUUUUGGCAUGAGGA
Messenger RNA from Amborella trichopoda, 2951 nucleotides. Its product is annotated as glutamate receptor 2.7. Lineage: Eukaryota; Viridiplantae; Streptophyta; Magnoliopsida; Amborellales; Amborellaceae. Gene Ontology annotation, molecular function: ligand-gated monoatomic ion channel activity. The record is from RefSeq and is a predicted model, not a curated record. Gene Ontology annotation, cellular component: membrane.